Molecule: messenger RNA, 2414 nt
Organism: Tachysurus fulvidraco (yellow catfish)
Lineage: Eukaryota; Metazoa; Chordata; Actinopteri; Siluriformes; Bagridae
Gene: fads6
Product: fatty acid desaturase 6
Exons: 6
Coding region: 531-1598 (355 amino acids)
Biological process (GO): lipid metabolic process
Cellular component (GO): membrane
Molecular function (GO): oxidoreductase activity, acting on paired donors, with oxidation of a pair of donors resulting in the reduction of molecular oxygen to two molecules of water
Source: RefSeq, a predicted model, not a curated record
AGUGUGAGUUAGUGUAAGUCUAAGUGUGUUUGUGCGUGAGAGAGAGAGAGAGAGUGUGAGUUAGUGUAAGUCUAAGUGUGUGUGUGUGAAAGAGAGAGUGAGUGUGUGUGUGAGAGAGAGAGAUCAGUUAACUCCGUGACUAGCAAACACAACAGAUUAAGUGUGUGUGUGUGAGUGAGUGAGAGAGAAAGAGUGUGAGUUAGUGUAAGUCUAAGUGUGUGUGUGUGCGUGCGUGUGAAAGAGAGUGUGAGUGUGUGUGAGUGUGUGUGUGAGUGAGUGUGUGUGUGAGAGAGAGAGAUUAGUUUACCUCCGUGACUAUCAAACACAAGAGUAUGUGUGUGAGAGAGAGAGAGUUGGUGUAAGUCUAAGUGUGUGUGUGUGUGAGUGUGUGUGUGUGUGAGAGAGAGAGAGAGUGUGUGUGUGUGUGUGUGUGUGAGUGAGAGAUCAGUUUACCUCCGUGACUAGCAAACACAACAGAGUAAGUGUGUGUGUGUGUGUGUGUGUGUGAAGAGUCUGUUAUAAUCAGCAGCAUGCAACAUGUCCCGGAAGAAUGGACAGAGUCGGAGGAGAGGAAGAGAUCAGAUGAAGGACAGACAGAGCAGAAGGAGGAGUGUGAGACACUGAUGAUGGAGCUGACUCAACUUGUCCACAUGACUGUGAGGGACAGCAGCUGGUGGGACAGGAGAGGACUGGACUGCACCAUCCUGGCUUCAGCUUUCAUCAGCCUGCCCAUAGCGUUCCUGCUCUUGUCCUCGCCUCAGGUGUGUUUCUUCAUGUUGGGUUUGGUCGUGAUGGGCGUGGCUCAUGCUGUGAUCACAGUGAAGGGAACUCACCUGGCCAGUCAUGGUGUUCUGACUGAGUCCACCACCUGGACACAGUUCUGGAACAUCUUCUUCAUUGAGGUGUGUGGAACAUUCACGGCGAAAAUGGCCGUGAAAGCACACGUUAAGACGCAUCACGCUCACACAAAUGUGAUCGGACUCGGGGAUUCGAGCACGUGGAGGAUUCCGUUCCUGCCCCGAAGUGUUUACCUGUUCAUCGCUCCGCUCGCGGUCCCCGUCAUCACGCCUGUAGUUGCCAUGGGGCUGCUAAAAGGCCAGCCUCUGUCCUCAGCAGUGCAUACAGUGGUGUGUAUGUGUGUAGGUGUGUGUUCACAGUAUGUGCUACUGCGGUGUGUAUCAGGGUUGGAGUGUAGCUCGGCGCUGCUCGUGAUGCUGCUGAGCAGAGCCAUGUUCUCCAUUCCUUACAUCCACGUCAACAUCUUCCAACACAUUGGGUUGCCGAUGUUUUCUCAGAGUCGUCGACCCAAGCGCAUAUACCAGAUGAGCCACGGAGUGUUAAACCUGUCGAGGAACCCACUGUUGGACUGGACCUUCGGCCACUCGCUCAUUAACUGCCACGUGGAGCAUCACCUGUUCCCCUCACUGUCUGACAACAUGUGCCUGAAGGUGAAGCCAAUCGUGUCACAGUUCCUGAAGGCGAAGGCGUUACCGUAUCAGGAGGACGACUAUCUCUCUCGUCUUCGUCUCUUCUUCCACAGUUACCAGGAGCUGAUGGUGUUUGCUCCUCCGAUCACUGAGCUGGUGGGGGUUCAGUGACGGAGAACCACAAGAACUGUCACAGAUUCUCCAACCAGGACUGUUUAUUUCAUAUCCAACUAGUGUACAGGUUCUACAAUGAUGCUAACACACACACACACACACACACUGCAGUUUCCAUCAUGAACACACCACCUGAUGGACCUUCUGGUGUUGCCUAAAGAGCUACCACAGACCAAUAUGAAUAUUUAGGGCCCUAGAUAGGAAACAUAGUGUAUAUUAGUGAAGCCCUGUACUGUAGGGUUGGCACAUUGCUCAAAAGUUUGUGCCCCCACUGCUGCCCCUCCCCAAUGUAGUAGAUUUGGUCUUUUACUAAAGCUCUUUGAAUAGAAACUAAUGAACAUUUUAGCUGCUUUACAAUUAGUUUUGCAAAUUUUAUGGAUUUUUGAAUGAAGUUUAUGGAUAAUAACAGCUUUUUAAAAAAAUGUUUAUGAUAAUUAGUCAUGAUAAAGUAAUACAAGAAAUCCUAAUGAUUGGCUCCAGGACGUUUCUUGGACCAGUCACCUUUAUUAUUUCUUAUUUAACCGAGAUGAAGUAUUUUAUUACUCAAGACACAGAAACACAAAGUAAACAUUGGGGUUACUGCCACACAGCCACCAGAGAGCGCUAGUGUGUUGGUGUAAUGUUCUCUCUGGUUCUAAUCAAUACAUCGAGUGAAGCAAAAACAUCCUGUAAACAAGCACACACAUCUCUCAACCAGCAAAAAUCAGAAAGUUGUACUAAACACUAAGAGCUAUACACUAACAGUGCUGACUUUAUUUUUCAGUCAGUUAAACACUGUUUAUGACCUUAAAUAAACAUGAAGUUAACAGUAAA